Molecule: messenger RNA, 3258 nt
Organism: Pogona vitticeps (central bearded dragon)
Lineage: Eukaryota; Metazoa; Chordata; Lepidosauria; Squamata; Agamidae
Source: RefSeq, a predicted model, not a curated record
AUGCAGGCGCUCGGCUACCUGGAAGCCAGCGAGUUCGUCUACACCCACGGCUGCAUCGACAAGCUGGUGAACUGGAUCCACAGCAACCUCUUCCUGCUGGGUGGGGUGGCCCUUGGCUUGGCCGUUCCCCAGUGCCGAAGACGCCGCGUGGAGCUGCUGGUCUUCGGCUACGCUUGCAAGCUCUUCCGCGACGACGAGAAGGCGCUCCAGCAGGAGCAAGGCCGGCACCUCAUCCCCUGGAUGGGAGACGCCUCCAUCAUGAUCGAUAGGUACGAUGGGCGGGGUCACCUCCAUGACCUUUCUGAAUAUGAUGCUGAAUAUUCCACCUGGAACAGAGAUUACCAGUUGUCCGAAGAGGAGGCUAGAAUAGAAGCCCUCUGUGAUGAAGAGAGGUAUUUAGCCUUGCGUACGGACUUGCUUGAGGAGGAGGCAAGGCAAGAGGAAGAAUAUAAGAGACUGAGCGAGGCUUUGGCAGAAGAUGGUACCUAUAAUGCAGUGGGGUUCACAUAUAGCAGUGACUAUUACGAUCCUUCGGAACCCACUGAGGAGGAAGAACAACCUUUGAAAUCAAAAGCUGCAGCCAAGGUAGAAAAUACAGAAGAAAAUGAAGAACCUUUUGUAGCUCCUUCGGGACUGAAUGUACCUCCUGAUGUCGAACUGCCACCCACAGCCAAAAUGCAUGCAAUCAUAGAACGGACUGCCAAUUUUGUCUGCAAGCAAGGGGCCCAGUUUGAGAUUAUGUUGAAAGCAAAGCAAGCCCGCAACUCCCAGUUUGAUUUUCUGCGGUUUGACCACUACCUCAACCCUUACUACAAAUUUAUCCAGAAAGCCAUGAAGGAGGGACGAUAUGCAGCUCAUUCGGAAAAAAAGAAAGAGGAGGAAAAUAGUGCAAGAGAUUCUGCUGAGGAAGAUGAUGACGAUGAUGGGGACAACUACCUGCAUCCGAGUCUCUUUGCUUCUAAAAAGCGCAAUAGACUUGAAGAACUUAUGAAGCCUUUAAAGGUGGUUGAUCCUGAUCAUCCUCUGGCAGUUCUGGUUCGCAAGGCUCAGGCCGACAACAAUUUGGCUGCCCCUCAGCCAGCUGAGGGAGCAGCUGUUCCAUCCUCACAAAUAGAAUAUUCCUCAGAUCCGGCGGUGGCAGCCAUGUAUUAUAGUUACUACAUGUUGCCAGAUGGAACCUACUGCCUCGCCCCUCCGCCCCCAGGCAUCGAUAUGGCCACUUACUACAGCGCACUGCCAGCCGGAGUGACCGUCUCAAGCACUACAGGGGUUGCCACGAUAACAGCGCCUCCACCUCCAGGCACAACACCACCCCCUCCCUCUUCAGAGGCGGCCGAGGAGGCUGGCAGAGUGAUGCCUGCCACAACGGCAUCCACAAGCACAAUUCCUUCUGUGGUUGCCAUCAUCCCCCCUCCUCCCGACAUCCAGCCUGUAAUUGACAAGCUAGCUGAAUACGUUGCGAGAAAUGGAAUUAAAUUUGAGACCAGUGUCCGUGCCAAGAAUGAUCCAAGGUUUGAGUUUCUGCAGCCUUGGCAUCAAUACAAUCCCUACUACGAAUUUAAGAAACAGUUCUUCCUUCAGAAAGAGGCCAAUGACAUCUCAAAGCAGGUAAUAUCUUUACCCGAGGAUGUUGCUGCUGAUCCUGCCAGUUCCGUGCCCGGAGAAGCUCAGUUUUCCACCGACCAAAUACCUGAAGAUCCUGACGGCUCUCUUGAGGGAAAUAAUAAAAAUGAUGCAAUUGCCAUCAAAGUGGCCAAUGAUGGCAAACUAGUGAAAGCCUCCUUUGCCCCCAUCUGCUUCGCCAUCAGGGCCAAAGAGAACGACAUGCUUCCCUUGGAGAAGAACCGCGUGAAACUUGACGACGACAGUGACGAGGAAGGGGAGGAAGGCAAAGACGGGCAGGAGAACGCGAGCAGCGCUUCGAACAGCAGCGCGGCCUUUGCUUCAUCCAGCAGCGCGGCCGAGGAAAAGAAGCCUCAGCUGACGCAAGAGGAACUGGAAGCCAAACAAGCAAAGCAGAAACUUGAGGACAGACUGGCAGCCGCUGCCCGGGAAAAGCUCGCCCAAGCCUCCAAGGAGUCGAAAGAGAAACAGCUUCAGGCGGAACGGAAGAGGAAAGCGGCUUUGUUCCUGCAAAACCUGAAGAACCCCUUGGCAGAUGCAGAGGUGGAAAAAAUGGAGGAGAACACGUUCAAUAUGGAGACGGUCAGCAACGUGCCCUGCACUCUGUUGUCCGGCCUCAGGCCAUUGCCAGCCUUGGAGACCAAGCUGCCUGAAAGGCCUUCCAGCAGAAGUAGAGAUCUCCCCAGAGAAGAAGAAAAGGAAAGGAAGAAGAAGAAGCACAAGAAGAGAUCCAGGUCGAGAUCGCGGUCGCCUCCUCCAAAGUACCACUCGUCGUCCAAAUCCCGGUCUCGAUCCCAUUCAAAAGCCAAACAUUCGCUUCCCACGGCUUACAGAACUGUCCGGCAUUCCAGGUCUCGCUCAAGAUCACCGAGGAGAAGGGUACACACGCCUGAAAGGCGUAGAGAAGAGAGGAGCGUCCCCACAGCCUACCGUGUAACCAACAGUCCAGGAAUGAGCAGGAGGCGUAGCCGUUCUAGAAGUCCUCACGAAAAGAAGAAAAGGAGAGCUCACGCCCACGGCAAGUCCAAAGCAAGGUCUCACUCGCCCUCCGUCUCGCCGAGCAGACACUCGGCGCACAAGAACGCCACCCAUUCCACCAGUGUCUCUCCCGUGGAGAGUCGGGGAUCUAGCCAAGAACGUUCCGGAGGGGUCUCUUUGGAAAAAGACGGCCAGAUCUCUUCCGCCAUUGUGUCGUCCGUACAAAGCAAAAUCACUCAGGAUCUUAUGGCCAAAGUGAGGGCAAUGCUGGCCGCCUCGAAGAACAUCCCAACGAGUGCCUCUUGAGCCCGGAAGCCUGAGCUCUUUCGAAGAUAACACGCGGUCGGAAGUCUCGGUUCAGAUGGUUCUUAAACUCCGUUUUGUUUGUCUAGUGGCAGAUUUCAGGGAGCGUUUGAAAUCCUUCCCUAAAUGUACAGAAGAAGAAGAAAAAAACAUCUUUGGGAGCUCACUGAAUUUUCCACACAGAACUUCCUUUUGAUAACACAGCUUUUGGGGUUGUUGUUUUUUUGUAAAUGACAGAAUUUUGACCGGUCCUUCCGCAAGAAUUUUCCACAAACGGUGUCUGUAUAUUUGUAAAUACAGCGUUUCUGGCGAGUGUUGUAUAAAUAAAAUGGCAGAGGAACCCUUUUUUUAUUA